CCUCCACCUCCGGUACCCAAGUGCUUCUAUUAUUCGACGACUGUCUACUUCUCCCUCUAGUUUUUUUUCCCACUGAAUUUUGAACCGGUAGCAACCUUUUCAAUCGCAAAUUCGUCAUCGAAGACACAAUAAUCUUCAUCAUCAUCAUCAUCACCAUCAUCAUCAUUGGAAUCCAAAGUUUUUUUCCUUCUUUGUGGUUUAACCCUAGUUCUUUUUCCACCCGAUUUCGUAUCCUUCGAUCUAAAAAUUACCUUUUGUUUCCUUUUCCUCCUACGACUACUAAUAAACUCAUCAUCAUCAGAAUCGGAACCAAUCACAUAUCCCUCCUUUUCCUCGGAAUCAUCAAAUCCCACCUCUUCUUCCUCCGAUGGGUUUUUAUGAUCAAGAAAUCCUUCAGAACCAUUAGAUUCUACAUCAUCAUCGUCCUCUAAUACAUAAUCAUCAUCUGAAUCAUCACUAUUACUAGUUCUUCUCUUCUCAUCAUUGUGUUUAGGAAUUUAUUCCCUCAUAUAGUACACAAAGAUAAAAGACGAUGUCUUUAAGGUGGUGCCACGUAUGAAACAACCACAUUGACCAUUGAAGAAGCUCUAACUAGGGUUUGAAGCAAAAGGUUUAUAUUGAACAACUUCUCUUUUCGCUUUCUGACCUCUGUAAAUUCUUCCCCAUGUUUACGAACAACAAGAGGCAGCAAGAACGGACAGGGCGUAACGGCAGCCCCAGGUUACAAUACCUUCAGGAGUUGGUGAGUGAAUUUCAGAAUGCUACUAAUGAAGAAACAAAGGAAAAAGUAGUUGCACACUUGGCUAACUUUGCCUAUGAUCCCUUCAACUUUACGUUUCUGCGCCAGCUUAAUGUUUUGGAUCUGUUCCUAGACUGUGUGACUGAGCCAAACGAGAAACUUGUGGAAUUUGGUGUUGGUGGUAUCUGCAAUGCUUCUGUUGACCCAGCAAAUGCUGCUCUUAUUUCUCAAAAUGAUGGAAUUCCUUUGGUUGUGCAAUGCUUAUCUAACCCUGUUAGAAAUACUGUGAACUAUGCACUGGGAGCUCUCUAUUAUCUUUGUAACCCUGUGAAUAAGGAAGAGAUCUUGAAGCCUGAAGUAGUUGAAGUCAUAGAAAGGUAUGCUUCAGCUGGAGCUGUAAGUGUAAGCUUUAGCAAUUUGGCCAAGGCAUUCUUGGAAAAGCACAGACCUGGGCAGACAUGAGACGCAAGACCAUACCGACAUGUGGCUGCAAGCAUUUUUUGGCUGGCAUAUUGAGAUGGUUUAAGUUUAAUCAUAUAACAGAACAGUCUUAUUUCAUUACUUAUUUUUUUUAUGCCCAUUUUUUUAUCUAGUAGCAAAAUACUUCUAUGCAGAUUUUAUGUAUUAAGUGUUUGAAUCAAAAAGAAUACCAAGCAUCGAUAUGAAACAUAAUCUAUAUUCGAGUUUAAUUCA
Messenger RNA from Papaver somniferum (opium poppy), 1432 nucleotides. Its product is annotated as armadillo repeat-containing protein 7-like. The coding region runs from base 665 to 1201 and encodes 178 amino acids. NCBI's taxonomy places the organism in Eukaryota, Viridiplantae, Streptophyta, Magnoliopsida, Ranunculales, Papaveraceae. The transcript has 6 exons. The record is from RefSeq and is a predicted model, not a curated record.